AUGAGCAGCUCGACCAGCGCUGCCGCAGGAGCGGGCAGCGAGGAGUGUUUGGACUGUGCACCCACAUCCACCACCACUGCAUCCGACCAGCCUAUCGUCUCUUCGGUGGAAGACCCACUGGACGUACGAACCUUUAUCCCGCCUCUCACCCUCUCGCCUCUGCACCUCCCGACGCCACUAGUCACCAUUGAAUUCGGCCUGCGCGCCAACUGGAUGCAGCAAGAGCUGCUAUCCACCUUUGCGCCCAGCUCGGACUCGGCGGGGAUUGGAGGUGUACUGCUCGUUCCCAACGCACGCACCGAGGCAGCCGGCCGCUUCCGGGUCUACCUCAUCAACGACGCCGCGCAGACGCUGAUUGUCGAUAGGAAGGUCAACGGCGGAUUUCCGGAUGUCAAGAUGGUCAAGCAGAAGAUCAGGGAUGCCAUUAGUCCGAGCCGGGAUCUGGGGCAUUCCGACAAGCCCAAGCAAUGA
This is a messenger RNA of Moesziomyces aphidis, 471 nucleotides long. The record is from the annotation of a GenBank genome assembly. NCBI's taxonomy places the organism in Eukaryota, Fungi, Basidiomycota, Ustilaginomycetes, Ustilaginales, Ustilaginaceae.